Cebus imitator (Panamanian white-faced capuchin) is the source of this 3246-nucleotide messenger RNA. It is a transcript of the gene EAF2, whose product is annotated as ELL associated factor 2. Gene Ontology annotation, biological process: regulation of transcription elongation by RNA polymerase II; positive regulation of DNA-templated transcription. Gene Ontology annotation, cellular component: super elongation complex. Bases 249 to 947 code for a protein of 232 amino acids. Lineage: Eukaryota; Metazoa; Chordata; Mammalia; Primates; Cebidae. Gene Ontology annotation, molecular function: transcription elongation factor activity. The transcript is spliced from 5 exons. The record is from RefSeq and is a predicted model, not a curated record.
GUUAUGAGAAGUAAAUAUGAAGUGUUAAGCAUGGUGCCUGGCAUUCAGUAAGUGUUCCAUAAAUGUCAGCUAUUUUAAUUGUCAUUGUAAAGCAGGGCCAGCCUUUGUUUAUUGACAGAGCAAUAAUUUGAUGAGUGUUCGAAGAUUCUCCUUUCCCAAGAUUUGCUAAUUAUAGUUUCCUAAAUUCCACUUAUAAAUAUCUAUUACUUUGGAUUUAGACUUUUUGCCUUUGGGGCCUUUUUGUUAAUAUGAAAAUGAAUCUUUUGGAACAACACAUACCUGGAAGGGGCCUCUAUGGAGCUGAUGACUUCAAACCUGCUUCUAUUGACACUUCUUGUGAAGGAUACCUUGAGGUCGGUGAAGGUGAACAGGUGACCAUAACUCUGCCAAAUAUAGAAGGUUCAACUCCACCAGUAACUGUUUUCAAAGGUUCAAAAAAACCUUACUUAAAAGAAUGCAUUUUGAUUAUUAACCAUGAUACUGGAGAAUGUCGACUAGAAAAACUCAGCAGCAACAUCACUGUAAAAAAAACAAGAGUUGAAGGAAGCAGUAAAAUUCAGUAUCGCAAAGAACAACAGCAACAACAAAUGUGGAAUUCAGCCAGGACUCCCAAUCUUGUAAAACAUUCUCCAUCUGAAGAUAAGAUGUCCCCAGCAUCUCCAAUAGAUGAUAUUGAAAGAGAACUGAAGGCAGAAGCUAGUCUAAUGGACCAGAUGAGUAGUUGUGAUAGCUCAUCAGAUUCCAAAAGUUCACCAUCUUCAAGUAGUGAGGAUAGUUCUAGUGACUCAGAAGAUGAAGAAUGCAAAUCCUCUACUUCUGAUACAGGGAAUUGUGUCUCAGGACAUCCUACCAUGACACAUUGCAGGAUUCCUGAUAUAGAUGACAGUCAUAAUAGAUUUCGAGACAACAGUGGCCUUCUGAUGAAUACUUUAAGUAAGUAUAUAUAAACACAGACAAUUGGAAAAGUAAGAAUUUAUAGUGGAGCCGUAUUGACUGUGACCUAAAAUUUGGAUAAAGAAAAAGAUUCCUAUUUUAUGCAUUUGAUACUGUUAACAAUUACCUUUUUAUUGAAUUAUGGUUUUCUUUUGACUCUGUGACAUGACGCCUUCUUGGUUUUUCUCCCACCUCUCUAGAUAUUUUUCUCUCAUUUUCUCUCAUUCCUUGGCAAGUUUAUAAUCUUCUGCUCAGUCAUUAAAGUUGGAAUUUCGCAAGGCUUUCUUUUGAGUUCUUUUUUUCUCUUUGUUCUACACUUUUUCCUUAGAUAAUCUCCUCCAUGUUUUUAUUGCAGUCAGUACUUAUGUGUAGAUAACUUGCAAAUUUAUAUCUCUGAUUCAAACCUCUAGGCUUUAGACACAUGUUUAACAUCAUCUCCCAUCAUCUCAUCUCCUUCAAAUUUACUUUGUCCAAAACCAACUCAUAAUCAAUCUUUGGCUGCCUCUGUUACCUCUUAGUGAAGGUAGAAUACAUUUAAUUCUGCAAAUCAGAAGUCUAAUUGUUUUCAAUGGGUGAGUUUCUUCCUCUUUACAGUGUAGCCACUCCUUUGUCAAGUCCUAUUGGUUUUACCUCCUACAUAUUUCUCAAAGUCAUCUGCUUCUCUCCAUCUCCACCACUAUCACAGUAGUUCAACCUAUUACUUCUGGCCUUAUCUACUACAGUGACCUAACUGGUUCACCCCUUUAUCUAGUCAAGCCCAUUUUUGAUCCAUUGUGUACAUUGUAGCCAUAUUGAUUUUCUUCACAAUUCAAAUGCAAUUUGUCAUCUCUUCUGCUUUAACCUUUUCAAUGGCUUGUAAUUUCUUUUAAUAUAGAGGCAAAACACCUUAACAUAAUGGUCUUGAUUUUUCUUUACUAGCAACAUGUGCUUUCUUUUUGCCACUAUACUCAAAUACUUUGACUCACAUCAGGACCCUUAUACAUCCUGUCUAUUCAGCCAGAAACACUUUGUUCUUUUCAUGUAGUUAAUUUUUUCUCCUUAGAUUAUAGUUCAAAGUUACUUUCUCAAGGAAGUCUUCUUAACCUUUCCAACAAAAUCCUAUCCUCUUUUUCAUAGACCUUUAGAAUAUCAGAUAUAUCUACUUUAUAUCAAUUGUGACAAUUAUAAAUUUACAUUAAAUUGUGUGAUUUGCUCUCUUUCUCUAGAGUAUAAUGUUCCAUGAGAACAGGGGCCUUGUUUGUUUUUGCUUAUCACUGAAUUCUAACACUUAGCAUGUGGUACUUGACACAUAGUAGAUGCUCAGUCAAUACUUUUUAAUAAAGGCAUGCAGUUUGGUAUUACCUGGGGAGAAUGGAAUUUCCUGUAUAUUUAGAAUUAAUCUCAUUAUGUUCAUUAAUAAUGAAAAAAAGUAAGCAGCUAGGAAAGACUGACUAGCUCUAGCCUAAUAAUAGAACUAAAGAAGGAAGAAGCCAAGACUGAGAGGCAGAGAAUUGAUAAAACUAUGGGUUAAUUAGGGACCAGCAAAGAUAUUUUGAAUUUAGUGUUAUUCUUGACUUGGGAGGUAAUACUGGAACAUCUGAUUGUUUGAAUGGCCUAGGGAACAUGGAGAAAACUCAACUUGGUUGUAUUAUAUGAGAAUCUGAGUAAAAGCUAGGAAAAAUUUUCAAGAAAUUACUAAGUUCUAUAGUAAAUUGAGCACAUGUCUGGGAGUCAGCAUAUCUGUAUUACAUUCCUGACUUCCUUAUUACUUAUUAUUUAUAUAACUAAUAAAAGUACACUUAACUUUCUUGUAGCUUCAGUUUCUUCAUUGAAAGUGGAGGUCACACUGCCUUAUAGAACUUUGGAGAGGUUCAAGAUAUUUUAUAUUUUAUAAUUUCUUUUUAAAUCUAGAAUAGCAGCAAAUCACACUGCCAUGUGUUUACCUAUACAACAAUCUUGCAUGUUCUUCACAUGUACCCCAAAACCUAAAAUGCAAUAAAAAAAAUCUAGAAUAGUUUUCUAGUAAAACAGGGCACAGUGAAUUUACAUUUUUAAAAUCCCUUCUGUGCCAAACAAAUGGGAACAAUUGGUAAAGUAUUAAAAGAUAAAACCCAGACAUGGCGAGGAUCAAAUGUAAGCUAAACAUCUCCAUAGAGAAGAACUAGACUAUAAACACAAAACAGUGGGUGUAGUGGAGCUGAAGCCAUUGGAUCUGAGUUCAAAAGAAGGUGAUAGUGGUAAGGAUCUUGGAACUUCUGGGAAAGGUAUGAUAAUAUAAUCACAACUUUUAGGGAAACUUUUAGGGAAAUAAUCAGAACUUUCAGGGAAAGGUAU